Messenger RNA from Exophiala spinifera, 5655 nucleotides. RefSeq lists its product as uncharacterized. Gene Ontology annotation, biological process: COPII vesicle coat assembly; autophagy; Golgi organization. Lineage: Eukaryota; Fungi; Ascomycota; Eurotiomycetes; Chaetothyriales; Herpotrichiellaceae. Gene Ontology annotation, cellular component: endoplasmic reticulum exit site; ER to Golgi transport vesicle membrane. The transcript has a single exon. The coding region runs from base 1 to 5655 and encodes 1884 amino acids. The record is from RefSeq and is a predicted model, not a curated record.
AUGGGGACUGCCAACUAUGGGAACCACGUCGCCAUCUCCUCUGAUAUCAGUCGAUCUGGCCACUGGCUACCAGCCUUGCGACCGGAAAUUCUAGAGACAUCUGAUGUGUCCAACGGCGUCGACAGCCUCGCGAACACGGUCGAGGAUCUCCCCACAGGCUUUGUGAAUGAGGAAUCUCACAUAAUAGCUCCAUCUUCAUCGCUGGCAGAUGGUGAAUCAGGAGGCGUCUCUGCGCAUGAGUUUCCCAAAAAGCCACAAGUAGAGAAGGAUAAUGAGCUCUCGCCUCAAAACAAGACGACCGGGACACCCAGCGCAGUAUCUACAACUUGGUCACCAGAGCCCGCAGGAUCGCACUUUGCGGACGAUGAACUCCCUUCGGAAGAUGAUGAUGAACGACUAGAUCCAGCCUGGGGCAUAGCACGAACUGAUACAGGUCGGAUUUUGGAAGGCGUUAACCGGUCGACAACAUUUCCGGAGUUCUCGAUUCCAGAUUCCCCCAACGAUGCCAUCGAUCAAGCCGCCCCUGACCCUGUGCUCAAGCCGCAUGACACGGUUUCUGACAUAGAAGAUAUCAACAUAUUGGAACAAGCAAGACUUCCUACAGAGCCACGGAGUCCCGAGUGGAUGAAGGAUGAACACAGAGGAACACGAGAGGCGCAUUCGUGGACUAUAUCAGAGCAGUCACCAGAAGUCGAUGAAGCAACUGAAAGAUUCGAAGAAGGGGUUCCUUUAAUACCAUUGGAGGAGCCAGCCGCAACUAUCUCCGAGGGGAAAGAAAAUCCAUCGUCAUUCGACUACAUGGCUACGAACGGCCCUGAUGAUGAAGAGACGUCGUUCUUCUCCCAGAUCAAUGGUAACGUUGAUCUUCCCCCCGAACCUCCAUCACUCGACCGCAAGUCCACGACUCAGGUCCUCAGCUCUCUGAAGUUUCCGACAAGCGAUGCGCUUGAUUCUCCCGCAGUGCAACACGAGCCUGAAGCGCCGGAGUCCUCUUUCUUCGAGUUGGUAGCUGAUCAGAAAGGUAUCGGAGGUCAUCCUUCUGCCGGAGAUGCUGAACCUGCCGAGAAUACUGAUGUCGAUGCUGCCGCUUGGGCUGCUGCACUUAACGAUGAUGAAUUCCUUGUCGAGGAUGCCGAUGACCUUCUUCCUGAUUCUGAGCCCGGCUCGCCCUCGUCUUUCGAGGCCGCUCUGCAACAAGAUGCCUCCUCUCUGGUUCAGGAUAACUCAAAUAUAUCAGGCACACAGGUUGCUUCGGAUCCCUAUGGUGGAAGACCUCAACCGCAAAGACAAACGUCAGUGAACCUGUACGCGCCUCAUCAACCAUCCACGGCCGAUAUGUUCCAGCUAUCUCCCAAAGCAGGAGCAACACACGAUCCCGUCGGGAUCUCUCGACCUGAGCUAGCACCACUGAAUUCUUUUCAAGCACAACCCCAACAGAGACCCUCAGUACAGCCGAUGAAGAGUUUUGUCGACCAGACGAAGGAUGGCUAUAAGUCUCCGUACGAUUUGCCUAUGGACAUCAGCAAGCCCAGAAAGAGAGCCCAUGCACCCGCGCCUGUUCAAGCAUCCACCAUAGUUGCGCCCCCUCCACGGAGCAGCAGUCUGUCCGACAAGCCCUUGCAAUCGCCGUUCGACCCAUCCAUGACUCCUUUAGCGCCAGCUAUGAACAUGCAAAAUCGAAGUGUAUCUGGUGUACCCUCAUCCGGGAAGUCAGAGAGGCCAAAGUCGGGCUCCUCGAGUUUUUUCGAGGAGUUGCCCAUCGCGGCCAAGCCUCGUCCAUCCAGUGGUCAUGGACGGUAUACGCCACAACAAAACAUCACUGCUUCUCCGCCUCAACAGCCUCCUCAAAGUCCACCUCGCGCUGCAUUUUCGCCUCCACAAGCGGCCCCGUCGCCGCCCAAGCCAUCGGAUCCUUAUGCUCAAUUUCAACUACGUGCCCCAGAUCGUAUGGAUCCUUAUGCCAAUGUUGCUCUCCAUCCACCCACUCAACCGACAGUAUCAAAUACCAGAUAUUCUCCUGCUCCCUCAAGUUCCUCGAUUGCAUCGGCGUCGCGUCCAGGACCUUCCCCUCGAUAUUCUCCAGCACCACCUCCCGCGGGGCCACCUCCCAAUACGCUGAACAGAUACGCGUCUCAACCAACAGUUCCGCCUGUCGCGCCCCAAGGAGCCCCCCCAGUGCCACACAGAUACGCCUCGCAGCCGAAUGUUCAUGCUGCAGCCCCUCCUCCUAUCUUACCUUUCCAGCCUAGGACAUCCAGCCCCUUGGCAUAUCACAAGGCUUCUAUUGACGAGAGCGCCAGCGAAGUUUCGAUCAGCCAGGGCCAAAGAGCAGGUGGGCUACUAAGACAAGUGUCUGCAGCCGGUGCUAUUCCAUCACAAUCAACAACAUCGCCCAGCAUUGACACCUCUUUCUAUGCCUCUUUGGCUAAGCCCCCAACCACCGAGAGAUUACCGCCUCCCCGACGAUCACAGACGCAGUCUCCGUCCAAACAACGCCCGCAAGCUGCAUUUCCCGCGUACCUCAGCGAUGUACCAAACCGCCCUGCAUCUGCUUAUGGUCAGCCAUUGGCUGAAAGGGCUACAUCAGAGAGCAUCCCACCAUCUCGGCCGCAAGCGGACGUUCGAGGACUAGCUACCGACCUUGAGUUUGUGCGACCCACUGAUGAGGCUCAAUUUGAUCUUCUGGAACGUUGGAAAGGCGCGCCAGUGUUCACGUUCGGUUUCGGUGGCUAUGUUGUCAGCACUUUCCCAAAGCACGUCCCGAGAUAUACUGCAGGAUCAGCAAGACCUCUGAUCAAGCCUGCCCCUGGUGAAGUCUUGACACGCAAUCUGAAAGAUGCCAUCAUGCCUCUGGAUGCAUUGGAUAACUUUCCUGGACCGUUGCGUGGGAAAGCGAAGAAGAAAGAUGUAUUGUCCUGGAUGUCCGACUACAUCAGUGCACUGGAGACGUUCAGGCCAGAUAUUGCGACAUAUCAGUCUGUGUCUGAUCCUGGCAGGCGUCACCAGGAAAAGCUGUUACUUUGGAAAGUUGUCAAAACCUUGGUUGAGCACGAUGGCAUCCUCGAUGGUACCGCCCUAAAGUCUGUGAACCUAAUCUUGUCCCCAGAAGUUCAUGCCCUGGACGAGCAAAAUGCCACCCAAUACCGAUCAGAUUCGCAAAUUUCUGGAAUAUACCGUCCAGCCGGCAACAGUGCCCGUAUAGAGUCGAUGGAUCCCAUGGCUGUUGAAACGUUACGAAAGCGCCUGUUAAGUGGUGACCGACAAGCAGCCGUUUUCCAUGCCAUGGACAAUCGUCUAUGGUCACACGCGUUGAUCAUCUCCUCGACAAUGGAGCGCUCGGUUUGGAGCCAAGUUGUGCGGGAGUUUGUCCGCCAGGAGGUCAAGACUGUGGGCGAGAAUUCCGAAUCAUUAUCGGCUCUAUACGAAAUAUUCGGCGGUAAUCUAGAGGAGAGUAUCGACGAGCUCGUGCCUCCUUCAGCUAGGGCAGGUCUGACAAUGGUGAGCAAGACUGACAGUACAGGUCCCACCAAGAAUGCUCUAGAGGGCCUAAAUCGUUGGCAAGAAACACUAGGCCUUGUCUUGAACAACCGUUGUCAGGGCGAUCAACAAGCCUUAGUGGUUCUUGGGAAACUCUUGGAAGACUAUGACCGUAUUGAGGCUGCGCACGUUUGUUAUCUGUUUUCGAGGAGUCCAGCCAGACCACCUAUCUUCGGUGGUAGUGACGAUGAUCAAACGCCUAUUACCUUGGUUGGCGCGAACCAUAAGAAACAACCCUUUGAUUUUGGCCGCGACAACGAAGCGAUAGUGCUCACAGAAAUCGUGGAAUUCGCAACAAGUGUGCUGGCUGCGGGUGCUACUGCCUCGUUCAUGCCCCAUCUGUCUGCCUACAAGCUCCAGAGGGCAAAGACUUUAGCUGAAAAAGGGCAAAAGGCGGAGGCACAGGCAUAUUGUGAUGCCAUUGCCGCGACACUCAAGUCGAAUACGAAGAUGUCGCUAUACUAUCAUCCGCUCUUCCUGUCCGAGCUGGAUGACCUAUCAAACCGGCUGAAACAGACACCAAUGCAAGGCUCUUCCUCAUGGCUAGGCAAGCCAAGUCUCGAAAAGGUAUCUGGCUCGGUCUGGAACAAGUUCAGCAGUUUUGUCGCCGGUGAUGAUAGUGAUGCAGAAUCCAAGGGUUCUGGAAAGGACGCGACUGACGCAGGGCCCUUCGCCAAUGUUGUUGGGACGCCUUCGGUAAGCCGGACAGGUUCACAAUCAGAUUUGUACGGAGCGUACAGUCAAAGCCUGCCUGCAACGAUCUCGAAUUCACGAUAUGCACCAAACGGACUCCAUUCCACACGCUCUUCGUCGGAUCUUACUAGGGGAAGACCAUCACUAGAUUCCCAGAGGUCCCCCCCAUCAACUUCUCAUUCCCAUAAUCGCCCAUAUGAGUCAAUGAACAUGCUCCAACAGACUGGGGCAGCACAUCCCUUCAAUCCUUAUCAAGCACUUGCAGCGGCCUCACCUCCAUCAUCAUUCCCGCAAAGCCCGCCCAGAUCUUCAUACAUACCCAACCACACAUUCGACUCGAUUCCGGAAGAUAUACCUCAACCGUCGUAUGUACCUACGCCUCCGGCCGAAGAAAUUACUCAACAGUCCUUCGGCUACCAAAAAGAUGCUCCUUCGACACGAAUGAAUGAAGGAAAAGUUGCAUAUGGUGGCUUUGAGCCACCUAGUCAGCACGAAUCUGCGACACCUCCCCAACAUGAUCAGGCCGGCGAAGGAGGCUUCGUCCCUCCUUCUCAGUCAUACAGCUAUGAACCUCCUACCGAAUCCGGAUAUACGCCUUACGUCCCGGAGCCUGAUUCGCCAGAGGACGAAAAGCCUAAAAAGAAGUCGUUCAUGGAUGACGAUGAUGAUGACUUCCCUAAAAUGGCGACUCGGUCACAGCCCUCGACAUCGCAGCUGUCUGCUGGUGGCGAAGACGACGCUGCACGAAAACGAGCUAAUGACGAGGCUGCUGAAGCCGCGUUCCGUGCGGCAGCGGAAGCCGAUGCGGCUCGAGAGAAGGAAAAGGCGCAGGCAAAGAGGUCCUCGUCCUGGUUCGGCGGAUGGCUGGGAGGUAAGAAGGCGGAGAACGGACUCGACAGUAGCAAUACUGGGGGUGCGGAGCCCAAGGUUUACAAGGCUAAAUUGGGCGAGUCGAAGAUGAAGCUGUAUUAUGACAAGGACUUGGGUAAAUGGGUGAACCCGGACAACCCAGAUGCUGCAAAGAAAACAGCAACACCACCUCCUCCCCGGAUGGGUGGAACUCCAGCGCCUCCGAUGGCUUCGGGAGGACCUCCCAUGGGUCCCUCUACCGGGCACACCUCGACUCCAAGUCUUCCGUCUAUGAGUGUUGGUCCCUUGUCUGGACCUGGCAGCCGAUCAGGGACACCUGCCAGUGGACCGGCGAUGCCAUCACCUCUGCCUGGUAUGUCCGGCCCUCCUAGUGGCACGGGUACACCCCCGCCAGGCCCAACUUCAAAUCCCGGGCUCGCUCCUCCUCGUCCAAGCACAGCAACCAGCAAUGCUAGCAGCAUCGAUGAUCUCAUUGGGCCUGCCACCGGCCGCAAAGGUGCUGGAAAGGGAGCCAAAAAGGCCAAAGGACGUUAUGUGGAUGUCAUGGCUAAAUAG